Brassica napus (rape) is the source of this 2597-nucleotide messenger RNA. Its product is annotated as E3 ubiquitin ligase BIG BROTHER-related-like. Gene Ontology annotation, biological process: protein ubiquitination. Gene Ontology annotation, molecular function: ubiquitin protein ligase activity. The transcript has a single exon. The record is from RefSeq and is a predicted model, not a curated record. NCBI's taxonomy places the organism in Eukaryota, Viridiplantae, Streptophyta, Magnoliopsida, Brassicales, Brassicaceae. The coding region runs from base 848 to 1549 and encodes 233 amino acids. Gene Ontology annotation, cellular component: cytoplasm.
CUGACGAUGAUGCUCAUCGAGUUUUCUUCUAUCAAGUCCUCGUUUUCCAGCUCUGGGAUAUCCACAAGCUCUCCCUCUUCCAAUAGCUCAAGCUCUUUCAGCUCAUGGAGUAACGAUGAUUCCUUCUUCUUUCUAGUGCGAUUCAUCGCUUAUCAAAAACAGGAACGAAGCCACACAGGCCUAAUGAACUACACUGACUGCUAGGAGGUCAGGUAGAAUGAACUUUGGAACCAGAGGUCGUAGAUCUGCUUCUCAAUCUUGACGAGAACUGCCAGAUCUGGUUUCCAAAGACUUGCGACGAGAAACCUAAGUCUGCUUCACCUUUCGAAAGCGAAAAGAGUCAGAUCUGGGAACAGAAUAGAAGAUCUGAGAUGAAAACCCUAGCUCCCCUCUCGUCGCCGUUUCUAUCGCCUUUCAUCUUAAUCGUUUUGUAAAACUAUAUUCUGAUAUGAGUACUUCUCUUUUAAUAAUAUAGAUAUGAGUCUAGACGGGUUUCAUGUUUCCAAAAUGAAUAUGAUUAUUCGCAACGAAAAAUAGUUGCAAUGUAAAAAUUAAAAAAAAAAAAAAAACCAAGAGAACAUUAUUCAAAAACGCCAAAUUCCCCUUAUUUGUAACUUACAUCUCUUUACGUUGGUUAACAAAUUCUAUAUAUUUAAGAGGAAACCAAACAGAAAAAGAAAAUUAUUUUUUGCUAAAGGAUAUUGUUAGGUGUCGGUUGAUUCGGUGUCGGUAAAAAAAGUGUUGAGGUGAUCACCAUUCUUAUAAAUUCAACACAACCCUAAAACAAAACAUUAACUAUUUUAGGUCUGUUAUCUUCGAAUGAUAGUGUUUCUCGAGUAAAGUAGCCAUGAGAAUCAAUUUCGACCACGAAAUCGAUAACAAUCCUCAACCGGAAGAAGCUGGCACGAUCACAGUCACUGCCACGAUCUUUGGCGACGAUGAUGAGUUUGACACGCCAUUCACGACUAGGUCGCACUCCAUACAAGACGUAUUCGGUUGUGAUGAGGACGAAGACUCCGACUGUCAGAUCGUACGGGAAUUGAAGUGUUUCCUCCUGGUGGAAGCCAAUAUCGUCGACGACGACGUUAUUGGUGAUGCGAUGAGGAAACUAGUUGCCUACAUUGACGGUGUAGCUUGUUUCACAAGUAACAGUGGCUAUUCUCUUGAAUGUGCUUUAUCGGUUCAGAUGGAUCUUUUUCCUGAUUCUCGGUCUCAGAUUGAAGAAGCCAUUCAAGUCUCCUUCGACGAGACGAGUAAUAACACCCGGUUUAUACCCGCUAGCAAGGUCGUGGUCAAAACCCUAAUAAGGAAAGUAUACAAGAAGAAGAUCGAAAAGGAAAACAUGAACAAGAAGAAGAAGAAGAAGAAGAAGAAGAUUAGCUUGGAAGAGUGCACAAUUUGUUUGGAGGAGUUUAAGAAUGGAGGAAGAGUUGUGCCAUUGGCUUGUGGACAUGUGUUCGACGAGGAGUGUAUCGUGAAGUGGCUUGAGACCAGUCAUGUUUGUCCAUUGUGUCGUUACGAGCUGCCAUGUGAAGAUCAAAUGAAUUAAGUGCUCCAUCGGUUUCACAAGUAGUAAGAGAAUGUGGAUUUGGCUUAGGAGGGUUACUUAUUAUAGUGAAGCUCUCUUUAAUUAGUACUCUCUUUAAAAAAAAAAUCCAUCCGUUUGUUUUGCUACUUUGAAGCAUGUUGUGUAUACUUGUCAUAAUAUCCUCUUCUGUUGUCUCAAAAAAACUUGGCUAACAUUUAUAAAGAAACGCUUAUUGUGUUGUAAAAGUUAAAAGGCUUUUGGUUAUGUUAAGAAAUUGUUCUCAAGAGAGAGAGAGGAAAAUAUACAAAAUAUUGAAACUAACCUGUGUUGUUGUACAUUCUAUUCCCAAAGUUGGUUGUUUCUUUUUAGCAAAAAAAAUAAAAAAAUGGUUGUUUCUGUAAUAACCUUCCUGCAAGGUGAAGGGAACAAUCUUUCGUAAGUGACGAGUUCAGGAAACUGAAAUGAAAUACUGAAUCUUUGGUCUAUAUGAUUUUAGUUAAAAUGAAUAAUAUAACACAACACACUUUGUGAAUCUCUGAUUCUUUCAACAAAUUUUCUGAAUGAUUUUAUUCCUCAGAGAGAACUAACUACACUUCAUACAGUUUCCAACUAUUACACUAACUAGCUCUGAUAUUUUGUCAUUCUCAAACACCCUUACUUAACAAAAAAAAAACACACUCACUUAAACCAUGAUUAACCGCAGUCUCUUAACUGAGAUUCUUAGCUUCGACCAAUAGACGACUCUUAUCUUUUCUUAGAUUUUAACUAAGAAAAACUAAAAACCGUGAGAUAUAAGAACCGUCUCUUAGCAAAAAAAAAAUAAAAAAAAAAAGUCAAAUCAUGAGUUAAAAACCCCAGUCUAAGAGACCGGAGUUAAUGAUGCCCUUAAACACAUACUUAAGUGGCUUAUGCCUCUGAAAAAGUUACAAACAAACUUUUGCCGGCUCGGUGUAAUCCUUAGUUGAAUAAAUAUGAUAUAAAUUUACCGGAUGACAAAAAAAAAAAAAGACACACCAUGCGGUUUGUCUUAUCAUAGAGAGAACUUCUUGCCGUCUUUAAUCAUUUCGCC